Messenger RNA from Amphibalanus amphitrite, 1386 nucleotides. RefSeq lists its product as uncharacterized. NCBI's taxonomy places the organism in Eukaryota, Metazoa, Arthropoda, Thecostraca, Balanomorpha, Balanidae. The coding region runs from base 416 to 955 and encodes 179 amino acids. The transcript has 4 exons. The record is from RefSeq and is a predicted model, not a curated record.
AAUGCGUUCUUAUCCCAGGAAUGCGUUCUUAUCCGACAAUACAGCCACCCGCGGCGAGGCUUUGGUUUUUAACCAAUCAGCUUGCAGCAGUACUGAUCAGGCACGGAUCCCUGUACUAGCGAGCAGACCACGAGCAGUUGCGUUAUUUUUCGUUGUCUGUUCUGGCAAUCGGCCGGCGGAUGAACAUCCGCAAUCGAAUCUUGAAAUCCGUCGCGCUGAUUGGUGAUGAGUUUCAUGAGCUACUUUCAUGAGGUCUAUGAAAGUAAACCUAUGCUAUGCCCUGAACAGAUGACAUCUCGUUUGGUAGCCAAUUGCUAAAAUGUAUUUUUAUCUUACGCAAGGCAGUAUAUCAUUUAUACCGUGGCUCUGAUCCGAAAUCAGGGCAUUUUUGUUCGAACAAAUACCUAUAAUAACGAUGAAGAAGUGCGUGAUCCGCGGAGCAAACGACCUACGUCGGGUCGGGACUGAUAUGCGUGUGACUGUGCACAAGUUCCCGCUAAAAAAGAAGUACAGAGAAAAGUGGAUGAGGGUGUGUGGCAUGACCAAUGAGCCAAGACCACAUGACCACUUAAACUUAACAAGAAGUGCGCACCAUGAUAAGCACAGUCAAAAACGUUUGCGUCUAAAGAACAGUGCUGUGCUGGAUCAGAAUAUUCCGUAUACGCCUUGGGUUGCUGUCGCUGCUCGGUCACCCACAGAUGAAAGUGAUGAAGAAAUGGACAUCACUCAGGUGUGGGAUCACUCGUGGAAGUUCACGGCGGAUACGGAGCCGUGCAUGCAGCUCUGGUUCGAUCCUGCUCAGGGAAGCCCCAAUGACGCCGUGGCGCGCAUCUGGGCUGAGCGGGUGGUGGCGGCCGGUGCGCGGGCGCUGCCGCGUGGCUGGUGGCCGCGGCCCUGGCGGCAGCGGCCCGCUCCUGACCCGGUCGCCCUGUGCCGAGCACAGAGCGCCGACUGAGGUCAGUCUUGUGAUCGAGCUUCCGCGCCGGAGGUGGAACAGGUGGAGCUGGCGGUCACCUGCGCGGGCUCGGCGGCCUGUAAGCCGUGCCGAGACGAACCGCGACACUCUUGCUAGAUCUGCACCCCAUUGUAAUCUUCUGUAGUCGAUAUUCGGUAGGUACUCAAUGCUCAUUUUUCUGAUAUUAGACGAGUGGCGUGUCUUGAUGUUACAUUGGAGACUGCUGUCUCGGGUGGCCCGACAGUGUUCGAUUGUGGUGUAAUGUAGAUACAUAGACGGGAUGCCGCGGCUCGGAUUCGUAGCUGGACUACCAUGUGCCUGUCGAUUGAGAUGCUUUGCCUGGCGAUUGAGAUGAUUCGGGGCGCGGCCCCACACUGACGCCAUGGUGCAAUGAGUGACUGGCGACAACUAAGCAAUUAUGUACUUUUGUA